AUGUCUGAAUGGAGCGGAUUUUACUACGCUUCUGCCAACCCCUUACCCACCUUUGGUCGCCGUGCAAAGGCUGCUGAAAAGGAGCGGCAGCGCCCUGAAACUCCUCCUCGAUCCAAUUCGGAUUCACACGACAUUGCCCCAAACUCCAGCCGCGCAAGACGUCCUUUUCGCCAUACGAGGACGUCUAGUGGGAGUCAGGGUAGUCGUUCCUCGCACGACUCGUCGUCGCUUGUGCAUUCCACAACCAGCCCCAAUACCAAAAACGGCCCCGCCCUGGCAGAGGACGACGCUCAUUACUCGCACUCAAAACUGUUAUCAUCUGACUCGCGCCAACAAUCUUCGAAGCCAGUGACGACUACGACCACGACCACGACUGCCUCGACCUCCAACAAACAUCUACCUAGCAAGAGUCUCACCAACGGAGGUGCAUCGCCGUUACACUCGCCUGUUGUCUUCAAUCGGCCUGUGUACGUCGACAAGACUCGACAGCGCGAUCCUCGUCGUCAAUCUUCCGCUGCGACCCCAACAACAACCUCGGUCGAUCUGAAAAAUGUCACCAUGUACUCUCAGUUGGAUGCAGGCAACAAACUCAUGUCAGGGACGACGAAGCAGGUAAACCUCGACUUUCCUCGAACAGACUCGGUCUCCUCCACAAGUGGCAACACAACUGUCUCGACACAAACCAUGACCUCAACAGACCACUCCAACUCUGACCCCGCGACAAAGCCCUUCAUCGUUAAAAAUGGCCGCACCUACUACAAUGACCCUACGUCGGCGUACCCUCUUCCCACCGACCUCGCUGAGCUCCAUCGCCAGAGCCUGCGGACUCUCUUGAUGAUCCAGGUAUAUGGCGCACCCGUCUACACACCUUUCAUCCGAAACAAUCCCCCGCAGCGGGUGUUGGAGGUUGGAUGUGGUACAGGAUUUUGGAGUAUGAUGUGCCACAGAUACUACAAGGAGCGAGGCCACAAUGGUAUUCACUUUACCGGCAUUGACAUUGCCCCCCUGGCCCCUGGCAGCCCUGGAUCCCCUGCCGAGCUGUGCAAGCCAGACAAGGACAUGAAAUGGAGAUUUGUUCAGCACGAUCUUCGACAUCUCCCAUGGCCCUUUGCUGACGAAGAGUUUGAUCUGAUUAUGGUCAAAGAUACGUGCCUGAUGGUUCCGAGUCAUGUUUACCAACUUUUUGUGGAGGAGUAUCUUCGCAUGCUCAAGCCUGGAGGAGUGAUGGAGAUAUGGGAUAGUGACCCAACUUUCCGCAUGCUGCGACCUCAUGUCCCAAGCGCAAUGCCCGGAUCAGAAGAAGCAGAAGAACACGAGGCUGCCCUUGAUCUAGGUGCCUAUCUCAUGACUUCCAAAACGCCCCUUUCCGCGCCCUUGAACUCUUUCUUGGUUGAGUAUAAUACCUGGCUGUCAAGGACUCUGGAAGGACGGCAGCUUUCACCUGUGCCGUGCUCUCUCAUUGGGGCCUUCCUCCACGCUGAAGCAGAGGUUCUUAUGGACAUCAAGACAAAACGUCUAGCUAUCCCCUUGAGCGAAGUCCGAUGGGAGCGCGAAGGUGUUGGCGGUGUUGUCACUAAGGAUGGCAAGUCGUACGUGGAGAUGAAGGCCAAGUCAACACCGCACCAGAAGGUCGAAAAGAAGACCUUGACACCGGGACAAUCUGCGCUUCGCAAGACAGCGCUUUUGACAGUUGCACAACAAGUGUCGGCACUGGAACCUAUCAUCAGAGAAGCGAGCGGCAAGAGCCAGGAUGAGUGGGAUGCGUGGGUAGCUAAGAUGAUGGCAGAUCUGAUGAGUGAGAGCGGGACAAGUUGGGGAGAGUGCUUGGAGUUGGGAGUGUGGUCAUCAAGAAAGAGACUACGCAAGGAGUAA
Messenger RNA from Fusarium mangiferae, 1872 nucleotides. RefSeq lists its product as uncharacterized. The record is from RefSeq and is a predicted model, not a curated record. Lineage: Eukaryota; Fungi; Ascomycota; Sordariomycetes; Hypocreales; Nectriaceae. Bases 1 to 1872 code for a protein of 623 amino acids. The transcript has a single exon.